Molecule: messenger RNA, 2088 nt
Organism: Pygocentrus nattereri (red-bellied piranha)
Lineage: Eukaryota; Metazoa; Chordata; Actinopteri; Characiformes; Serrasalmidae
Product: C-C chemokine receptor type 5-like
Exons: 3
Coding region: 254-1348 (364 amino acids)
Biological process (GO): G protein-coupled receptor signaling pathway; chemotaxis; immune response
Cellular component (GO): membrane
Molecular function (GO): chemokine receptor activity
Source: RefSeq, a predicted model, not a curated record
GCCUGACUCAGGAAAUUACAGCUCAGUCUCUCCACAUGUUGUAAAGCUGCACAGAGCUCUGCCUCCCUGAUUUGACUGUUAGUGCUCAGACUUAUGAAUGACCAUGACCGGGAAUAAUACGUUCAACACAACGGCGAAUGUCAGCAGCUAUGGGAUACUAUGUUAGCACAAUGAUAUGAGGCCUGGUUGUCCAUGCGGCCACAGCAACACCAGUACUUCACCAGCCAGUUACGCAGUUUAAGUUUCUUUGGAGAUGAAUUGCCAGAAGCUGUGGGCAUUGACUCCAUGCAGGUCCAAGGACAAGUGGGCAGUGAGGAAUCUAGUGGACGAUUACUACAAGCUUAAUCCGGACGAUUUCACACCAUGCAUCACUAGCGACGUAAAGGACUUCAGCCGAGUCUUCCUCCCAACACUCUACAGCAUGGUCUUCAUCGUGGGCUUAAUUGGAAAUGGCCUGGUGUUGUGUGUCCUUGUGAAAUACUACCGGAAAUCAAACAUGAUGGACAUGUGCCUCUUGAACUUGGCGCUGUCUGACCUGCUGUUUCUCAUAUCUCUGCCGUUCUGGGCCCACUACGCUGCCACCGACAUGUGGAUCUUUGGGAGUUCCAUGUGCCAAGCUGUGACUGCAUUUUACAUGCUAGGCUUCUACGGCAGCAUCUUCUUCAUGCUCCUCAUGACGGUGGAUCGUUACCUUGUCACUGUCCAUGCCCUAACCUCCCUUUUAUUUAAGCGCCAGUCAGUGAGCGUGGGCAUAGCCUUGGUCUCGUUUGUGUGGGGCCUCAGCCUGGGCGUUUCUCUCCCAACCAUCAUAUUCACUCAAGGGAGGAAUGAGUCAACUGGAUCAUGCAUGCCGAAAUAUCCUAACAAAACAUGGAGGUUGGUCAGCUACAUGGAACUGAACAUCCUUGGCCUGAUCCUCCCCCUCACCGUCAUGGGGUUUUGCUACUCUCAGAUCAUCCCCACUUUGGCUGCUAUGAAGUCUAAGAAGAAGCACAGAGCCAUCAAGCUCAUGCUGGUCUUGAUCAUAGUUUUCUUUCUCUUCUGGACACCCUACAAUGUGGUCAUAUUCAUGCACUUUCUUCAUCACCUAGGAUACAUGGAAAGCUGCAAAUGGUGGCAUGACCUGGGCCUGGCCAUGCAGUGGACUGAAACCAUCGCCUUCAGUCACUGCUGCCUCAACCCCAUCAUCUAUGCCUUUAUGGGUCAGAGGUUCAGGACAUUAGUCAUAAAGACUUUGAAAGAGUGGUUUCCAAUUUGCUUCAGCCGGUGCAGAACACUUCACAUCCAGCUGACAGAUAAGAGGAGCUCCACGUAUUCCACGCGUUCCACAGAAAUGACAUUUGUGUAGCUGCAGUGGCCUCUCAGUAAUACGGCUUAAUCAAAACAGCAACUUUUUUCAUUUGUUGACAUCAUUUAACACCCUGACUCUUAUGCUCAUUAUUCUAGUAUUAAUCAUAAGGCUUUUAAAUACCAUGAAUUCCAUGACUGUUGUAAAACCAUAAGGUGUAUGUUUCAUUUCAACCUUUCAAUAAUAUGCUUAUAAACAGUUAUUCAAUAUGUAUAACAAUCUUGAACAAUUCAAAUUACUAUUAUAUCAUAUAAAUGUACUACUAUCUAUGUACUACUAGCUAUGUGGACGAAUUAUGCUGAACUUAAAUCAACUUUCAUCCAGGGUUGUUUUAGCGACUGGACUGUUAGAAUUUGCAGUGAUAUGGGACUUCUGGCUAGUGGAGUUUAGAAGCUCGCUUUGCUUCGUGAACAGAAAAUGAGCUAAACUGAUGUGCGAGCUCUCCUAUUGGUCCAUUCAUCAUUAAAUUCAGUUCAUUAGUUUUUUCACAUAAUCACAUUUCAAAUUGUCAAAAAUAUCAACAAAAAUGGAGAAACAUGUUUAUUUUGUAAUGUGAAAGUAACUUACUGUAUGUUUACUGUGAAAAAAAAUACUGUAUGUUUACUGUGAAGAUAACCUACUGUAUGUUUAUUGUGCUUUCUUUGGUGUAUUCUAUGCUGUUAAUACCCUGGUUGGUUAACAGAGAAUAAUUAAAUAAUAAUAAAGCAUCUGGCUGAUUUUCACCUGUGGAGCUAAAAUAA